CCGGGAGGGGGGCGCACAGAGAGUUCGGGGCUGUUGGAGAGCGGAGUCAGAAACCUCCUCGGAGGGGGCCCCAUGUAAUUCGAUGCAUGUUGUUAAAGCUUAGAGCAUAUUGUCUUCCCUUUUGCUUACGAAGCCUCCACCCACCCACCCACCCGGCCGGGCCCACCCUACAUUUAGCGGAUCAUGUGACUCGGGGUAAGUCAUUUGCAAGUACAACAGUUCACUGUGCGCUCCCAUUCAUUUCCUGAGAAGUGCCCGAGCAAGCGCGCAGCUGAGAGGCAGAAGGGGAGGGCGCCGCGCUCACACGCACACGCCGUCACGAGCGCUCCAACACGCGUCCGCGGAGAGGAGGAGACGAGACGGAGAGGACUGGAGGAAGGAGAGCAGCCUCCGAGUCUCUGCGGCUCUGCAGCUUCUGACCAGGCAGCCUAAGAAGCAGGAUGUUAAUGCUUGACGGAAUGCCUGCAGUCCGAGUCAAAGCUGAGCCCCUGGAAUCGGAACAAGGGUCACCUAAAGUGCGCCAUUAUCCUGUGAUGGACGGCAUCCCCUUCUAUCUCAGCAGAGUUAAACCCGAACAUCCAGAAAACCUGUUGGGCUACGACUUGAACUUCCACACACAGACUGAGCCUGUCGACCUGUCGAUCAACAAACCCCGCCCCUCUUCCUCAUCUACCACCACCACAACCUCCUCGACAUCAAUCCUCAGAUCCGCCUUCUCCCCAUCGUCUUUAUCGUCCUCCUCCACCUCCUCCUCUUCCUCCUCCUCACCGUCAGUUAUCACCUCGGCCUCAUCGGUGCUCACACCGGGCCCUCUGGUCGCCCCCGGCAGAGGGUUGAGAGGUCAGCCAUAUUUGCACAUCCUGCAGUCUGUGCCGCCGCCCCCAUCCAGCCCUCUGAGCCUGCAGGGAGCAGGAAAGCUGGCCAGCCAUGUUCACCGCAUCCCAGUUGUGGUACAGUCGCUGCCCCUCAUGUAUACCACUGCUGUGCGUUCACCCUCCAGCCUCAACAACGCUAUGAUGCUACCUCUGCUGGAAGAGGCCAAAAGCCAGGGAAAAGCACACACAGACCUCAACGGCCUGUCGCCAAGGCAGAUCAAAAGUGACAGCGACGACGAUGACCUGCCAAACGUCACCCUGGACAGUGUUAAUGAGACCGGCUCCACAGCGCUGUCUAUAGCCCGAGCUGUACAAGACUCCAUGUCUCCAUUCAGUAUUGAAAGCAUCCGACGCCCCCGGAGGUCCGAGUCACCAGACUCCAAAAAGAGAAGAAUCCACAGAUGUGACUUUGAGGGCUGCAAUAAAGUUUACACCAAAAGCUCACAUUUAAAAGCACACAGGAGGACACACACAGGGGAAAAGCCAUACAAAUGCACCUGGGACGGUUGCACCUGGAAGUUCGCCCGCUCCGACGAGCUGACGCGGCAUUACAGAAAGCACACCGGAGUGAAACCCUUCAAGUGCGCAGACUGUGACCGCAGCUUCUCCAGAUCCGACCACCUGGCCCUGCACAGACGGAGACACAUGCUGGUGUGAACCCAAUGCAGAGCAGCUCCAAGGGGGGUCGAGAACGCAAAAAAGACAAAGGAACAGAAAACACGCAUGUACGUACGCACGCACACAGCCAGGCAGGCGGCCCGGGGAGCGGGAUCUCCCUGUGAAUGUUUUCAGCUGGCCUGGAUCCCCACAAUCACACACAUUCAUCUUUUUUAAGGAGAUGGACGAAGGUGCACAGAGCUUACGGAGCAGAAAACAGGGUCACUUCUAGAUCCUCUGGCUUUUCAAGACAGACACAGAAGGAUCUUUUAUUGUCGAUGUUUGAAAUAUAAUAGGGAGCGUUCUUUAAAAGCACUGUUUGCUUAUGUUUUGCUUGGAUUUUUAAGAUGAAGUCGCACUCUAUUUGUACUCAUACAGACACAUGUGUUUGUGUGUGGACACUCUUUCCUUUCUUUGUUGUUAAGGCUGCUGCUUCUGCAGCAUUCAUAAUGUGAAGGACCCUGUUGUGAGGUAGGGGGUUUCCUGUCAAAGCAGGAAGGAGGACCUGGAGCGGAUCACGGGAUCAGAACUUUGGCACAGUUGGAAUUAUGCUUUUUUUUUUUCCGUAUUGAGUUGCAUUUCCUCCAAGUGACCAGUAGAUGGUACAAUUUCUUCAUGGAUGGAGUGUUUUCCCCCCCUUUUUUUCUCUAAUAAUCUGCUGGAAUAUCCAUGACACCCCUUACACAAGCUAACUUGAAAGAAAAAAGAUCAGCCAGAAGACAGUGAAGAGGUUUUAGAGGAUCAACCUUAUCAGCAUCAUCUGCUUUCUCUCAAACCCGCAUCAUCGCACACCAGCAACACGUUUCAGGAUCCUCCUCAAACGGGCAGCGGCAUCUUUUUUUUUUCAGCCUCUUCAAAGCAUUUUUUUGCGACAGAAGAAUAAAAAACUUUUUUGUGUGUAUUUUGAGCUGUGAUUAGCAAUCAGUAAAGUGCAAUCUUAAAAGAUAAAUGUUCUUUCAGUCGAUUCUGUUCAGGAAUCUCGCUUUUGGUUCUUAAAUGCCUGUUUAUUGCUUAUGUUUGACAAAUACACCUCCCCUCACGUAGAGCCAAUCUUAAAACAAUCAGAUUUAAAGAAAAAAAAAAGAGGCACCUUAGGGAUCUUCAUCCCUAUUUUUAUCAAUCCACUUAAGGAGCACAACACCAGUCGAGGAGUUACAGAGCUCACUUUAGCGAGCAGGACAGAAGAGCAAUACAACCUGAACAAAAGUGCUUAGCUGGAACCUCCUCUUUGGUCCUCUGGUUGAUGUCAAAAUCUGAUGAGGAGUUUCCGUUUCAUUGACUGGAUAUGAGAACUGGACAAAGUGACCCCUCCCCUCUGCGUUCCAAACAGGAAGUACCUGCUGGUUUCAAAAAUCCCAUAAACUUUUAUUGAGGAUUAAACUCAGUCAUAUUUGUCAGAAUAAUCAUUUUGUGCUCUGAUACCUUUUUUUUCAAACAUGUUCUUGAUAAUCCAAAUUUUAUUUCAUGAUAUUUUUUUUCUGUAGUGCAAGUUAGCUAAUUAAAAACUGGCAAAUCGGAUGCUUCAAUCGAAGCGUUUGACAGAUUCUCCCGAGUGGUUCCCAUAGAAACGCUGACUCAGACCGACUCAAACCAAUCACUGCUGACAGAUGAUUUCUAGUUCCAAUAUGGAGACAUUGCAAAAAAAGGAAAAAAGGCGACUGAAUCGACUUUAUUUUAUGAUAUUUUCUUCUGCAUUGGAGCCAUUGGGUGACGUCACACUCACUCGGUCCAGUUCUCAUAUACAGUCAUUGGUUCCAUCUGAGACUGUCUGAUGUGGUUCCCUCCACACAAUCACACGUUGUUUUCCAGUUUGUCAAAAACCACCUCCUAACAUAAAACAUCUGUACUGAUUACAAUCUCAUCAAAAAUAUUUUAAAAGCCCCACUUAGAUGCAUUCACAACACAGAUAUUAAUAAAACACAAGUGUUUUACCAAGCUCCACAUCUAUCCUGUGUAAUAUUUAGGAGAUGGCUUCGUGUUAAUCAGGGAAUUAAAUUCAAAGUAUAUUUUUAUAGUCCUCAUUACAGACAUUUAUGCGGGUGUUUCUGGUGCUCUUUCAGCUUCAUAAAAGCUUCAAACAGAAAGUAUCCGGCCAACCAAUGAUUUCUGAACGCUCUGCCAAAUGCAUGGAUUGGACAGAAGCCAGCAAGAAGGAACACUUUGAUUAUGGUACCUUGAAAUCCUUAUACACUAAUGCACACACACACACACUCUCCGAUACAUAAAAGCACACUUUUGACGGUUAAGAUCAGCCAAAUCCAAGGAGGUCCACACAUCAUUUUCUGAAGAAGGAUGUCCCUCUGAUGUCAGAAAAGGAUGUUCUCUUUAUUUAUGUAUUUCCUUUCAUCACGCCCAGUUGUAUUAUCAUUUUGGUAAAAGCAUAUCAGCACCUUCUUGUUAGUUAGUUUGUUUAUGUAUAUGAUUUUCCCAGAUUGUUUUAUUUUAGAUGUCAAUUUAUUAACAAAUAAUCAUCCAUUUAAUGUAUUGAGUCGUGUUAUGAUCGAGUCGCACUCGGUGGUUGCUUAUAAUUCUCUUUUCUGUACAAAAAAAAAAUGAAAAAGGAUCUUUUUUUUGUAAUAUAUGUGAUAGUGAAGAAUAAAGCUAUGAUAUAAAAAGUUCUACAACCUGUAAAUACAACGGAAAAAUAGGGCUUUUGAUUAGCAGAUGCAGGAAAUACAUUUAUACGUGUAAAGUCUUUUCAGAGACUGUAAUUUAUCUAAUUUGAUACACAGUAAAAAAAAAGGGGCUAAAUGUUUUAUUCCUAUCAAUUAACAUGGAUUUUUUUUCCCUUUCUUUUGCAUUUUUUUAGAUCAAUUUUUUUCUGAGGCUAAAUCAGUGUUUGCUAUAAUAAAAAGAUUAUUAAUAAUUUCUACACAUUGAAAGGUUAGUGAUCCCCAGUGUAUUUUGUUCUAUCCACACAAGUAUUUUUUCACAAACCAAGCACAUAUCAGCUGCACGUGUACUUCUGUAUUCAGUAUAUGAUGCAUGCUUGCCUUAAAAAACACAGGUUCAUGACUAAUUCAAUUGGACUUGAAGGUGGCGGGCGUCUCCACAGGACAGGGUGGAUUGUAUUUCCCUACUGCAACUGUUCUUGUUUUGUUUUUGUUUUUCUUGCUCAUUUUCAAGCAUAAUUUUGUAAUGGUAACCAGGGUCAAAGUUAUGCAAUAAUAAAUGAAUAGUGCCUCAUAUUACAACACUUGUAACGUCACCUGCUCUGUGCAAAGUUUUGAUUCCAACAUGUCUGCUUCAAAUCCUAAAUUUCAAACCAAGACAAUAAAAAAAGGUGAAUUUGGGACAAAAAAGAAAGAAAAGCACAGACGAAAAUAUGCCAGUUGGACCUCUAACAUAGAAUUUCUUUCUCGCACUGAGCCUUAUAUCAUUGUGUCCAAAUGCCAUAAAUCCUCCCAUCAUGCUUUUUUCGCUUUACACCGUUCCUUUGCUUACAAUAAGUCACCUCAUUUAAGGGGAAUCCAACCAAGGCCUCUGGGUGUGUCAGCUUUAGCAGGUUAGCUCAACACAGUGUGGAAGAAAAUCAGGAAUCCUGUUCACAGAUUGGCACAUUUGUUACUGGUCUUAAACUUCCUCUGAGUUUGUUCAAUAUUUGACUUUUCUUUGUGUAACAUCUGCGCUUGACUUUUACUGGUUUUUUGAAAGUUUAAGUAGUGAAGCCAAUGCCUAUGUUUCAAGUUUGCUGAUAUUCCGUACGGUAAUCGUUGUUUCUGUAUUUAUGUAAGUGAGUGUAGUGUAAAUAUAUUCAGAUCCUUUCAUUCUUGCCGUUACUAAUUGUGAUAUUGCUCAGCAUUGCUUCAAAAAGGGAGAUUCUGCUCAUGGAAUUCCACAUCUGUAAAAGAAGUUUUAAAUGAUAUUUUUCAAACCCCCCAAAAAAUAGUGUUAUUAUGUUUUUUUUUUUUUGUUUUUUUUUGCUGUUUGUUUUGUUUUUUUCCCCCCAAGAGUUGUUUAAGUAUCAAGUCAGUGUUUUGCCUUUUUCUCUGUAUUUUUCAUAUGGAUGGAGCUGUGAAAUUAAAAUAAGUGCAAGCAUAAACAUGUAUAUUGAAAUGAAUGGAGGCAUGAAGGUUAAUAAAGUUGCAUUUUGUAU
Oryzias latipes (Japanese medaka) is the source of this 5628-nucleotide messenger RNA. RefSeq names its product Kruppel like factor 12b (gene klf12b). Gene Ontology annotation, biological process: regulation of transcription by RNA polymerase II. Lineage: Eukaryota; Metazoa; Chordata; Actinopteri; Beloniformes; Adrianichthyidae. The record is from RefSeq and is a predicted model, not a curated record. Gene Ontology annotation, molecular function: DNA-binding transcription factor activity, RNA polymerase II-specific; RNA polymerase II cis-regulatory region sequence-specific DNA binding.